AUGUACGGAACGGCGAGAGCCUCGAAACAAGCCGCAAGGCCGGCCGAGACAGUUCGGAGGCCUUUAAGACGAAGAGGACUGCGCCUCAAGCUGGGUGAAAAGAGGAAAAGACGUGAAAAGAGGCUCGAGGGUCGCCGGGCGAGUCGGCAACAGGUCACGCUCAUCGAAGCGCUAGACAGUUUUGAUGUUCUGAACGAAGAUGCUCCGAACGGCACUGUGCACAGUCAAUGCAUUAGGUCCAUUUUACGCGACACGCGCAUCCAGUCCAAUUCCUGCAGACAGCAAGCGCCAGCGCAGUCCACGAUCUGCGGUACGCAUUGGCGCUCGACGGCGGAAGAACGACCUGCAAACUUAUACUGCUUAUCGAUGGUCGACCUUGACAACGACUACCAGGUGCUAACCGUCAUCUUCUCCCACGUCCGAGCCGAUGCGGUACCGAGUCUGAGGAUGAGCUCGACACCCUGUUUGCAGACCUGUAUGACGCUUUUCAAGGCUAAGCAUUGUCUUGGUGGGUCGUAA
Pseudozyma hubeiensis SY62 is the source of this 519-nucleotide messenger RNA. RefSeq lists its product as hypothetical. The record is from RefSeq and is a predicted model, not a curated record. The transcript has 2 exons. Lineage: Eukaryota; Fungi; Basidiomycota; Ustilaginomycetes; Ustilaginales; Ustilaginaceae. Bases 1 to 519 code for a protein of 172 amino acids.